AUGAGCAGCGAACACGAUCCAUCACCACCUACUUUGUCUCGAUGUUCAAUCGGUCAAAAGGCAGCCAAAAGGAAGGAGAAAGAAAAGCUUAUGGAAAUGUUUCCUACUCCCAAUGUCAAAUAUGAUUCUUUGAAAGAUGACUUUAAAAAAAAAAUUGAUCUGAUGUCAGUGUUUGCACGGGACUAUGCACACAUUGAGGGUGAAAAAGUUGAGAUAGAGAGAAAAGAAGUUGAUGCAAAGAUUAAGAAGGCUGAGAGUGCUGAGGAGAGAAUGAAGAUGAAUGAUCUGCAAAUACUCUCAAAAGAUACAUCAAAUAUGGAUAGAAGACAACUACAAGCUCAUGAUAUGUUGUGCGACAUGAUUAGAGAAAAAUAUGGACUUAAUUAG
Lathyrus sativus (Indian pea) is the source of this 387-nucleotide messenger RNA. The record is from the annotation of a GenBank genome assembly. NCBI's taxonomy places the organism in Eukaryota, Viridiplantae, Streptophyta, Magnoliopsida, Fabales, Fabaceae.